AUGGCCCUGCUCUCUCAGCUUCCCGUGGCCCGAAACUGCGGAGGGGGCAUGGAAGGCUUUCAGGUUUCUGGGCUGUGCAUCUCAAAAACAGGGUGCUGGCCCGUCCCUGGGGCGGUGACUGUGUCAUGCCUGCCCCCGGCUGGAGAUCCCGUGAGCAUCAUGACUGGGACCUUCCACCAGGACUCCCGCAAGGAAGGGGACAGGUUCAAGCUACAGGGAGCACUGAAGACGCUGCCGCAGCGGGAGCCCCCGGAAUUCCUCUCGAGCCAAAAGGACCCACAAUUGGUUGAUAAGGUAAUGCAGGACCUGGAUGCCAAUAAGGACAACGAAGUGGAUUUUAAUGAAUUCGUGGUCAUGGUGGCAGCUCUGACAGUUGCUUGUAAUGAUUACUUUGUAGAACAACUGAAGAAGAAAGGAAAACAAAGAUAA
Canis lupus familiaris (dog) is the source of this 429-nucleotide messenger RNA. RefSeq names its product S100 calcium binding protein Z (gene S100Z). Gene Ontology annotation, cellular component: cytoplasm. The record is from RefSeq and is a predicted model, not a curated record. Gene Ontology annotation, molecular function: calcium ion binding. Lineage: Eukaryota; Metazoa; Chordata; Mammalia; Carnivora; Canidae.